ACAACUUCAGCCAAUCCAUAUCAGAACAAGACACAUAGGAUAAAAAUAAAAGACUUCAAUAUGCCAUCCGGAUCAACAGAGCGCCAGACCAUCAAUAUCCCCGGGACGACGGAUCAGCCCAAAACAGAGCCAGACUAUCUUCUCGAUGCCCGCAGCACAGAAGCGUUGUCCAAACUCCAGGAAGGUGACCUGUUGAAGAUGGUAGUCGAUCACGAGGAGGACAGCAUCGAGUUCCAGGAUCACGUCAAGCACGUAGCACCUGAAAAUCUUGCCGAGUACUUUAACGCCCCGGGGAUAAAGAAGUUUGCCUUUUAUCGUCACCCUGGAUCGGGUGCUGUCGUCUUGAUCUGGACACGUUUCCCUGCCACGGCUUCCACCAAGAAUGCACGUGUUCAGCAUCGGCUGAGGAGGGAUUUGAUCUGGUAUGCUGAGAAAGCGGACAUUAAGAACGUGGCUACGCUUGAAGUGCAAUUGCAGAAGGAUGUCACUGUCGAACGAUUGAUUGAGGCGGUUGAUUCAUUGACGGCAAACAAAGGAUGAGAAAAUAUGGUCAACAAUGUAGAUAUAUUUAUUGUAGCCCUCUAAAUAUCCAUUACUCAUAAAAUACUACUCAUCAUUCUACGCG
Molecule: messenger RNA, 625 nt
Organism: Fusarium verticillioides 7600
Lineage: Eukaryota; Fungi; Ascomycota; Sordariomycetes; Hypocreales; Nectriaceae
Exons: 3
Coding region: 61-540 (159 amino acids)
Source: RefSeq, a predicted model, not a curated record